Scedosporium apiospermum is the source of this 3345-nucleotide messenger RNA. RefSeq lists its product as uncharacterized. The record is from RefSeq and is a predicted model, not a curated record. Gene Ontology annotation, biological process: regulation of DNA-templated transcription. The transcript is spliced from 3 exons. The coding region runs from base 1 to 3345 and encodes 1114 amino acids. NCBI's taxonomy places the organism in Eukaryota, Fungi, Ascomycota, Sordariomycetes, Microascales, Microascaceae. Gene Ontology annotation, molecular function: zinc ion binding; DNA-binding transcription factor activity, RNA polymerase II-specific.
AUGGCGGAUAUAUUCAGCAUCUUGGGUCAGUCGUUGAAGCAGACUGCUAACGGCUCGUCGCUCUCCGGCUCCUCUAUCGACGACCUCCAGGCGCAUCUACGCAAGGCCCUCGAGACAAAAGUAUCGGCGGCGAAAGCCGAGCAUAUUUCAUUUACUUACGAGCUUCACUCCGCGACGCGCUUCACCAUCCCGAGUUCCCAGAACGAAAAUGAGCCCUUCAGCGCGCUCGACGGGGGCGUCACUCCGAUGUCCAUACCUGACGGUUCCAACUGGCCGUCGCGCAUUAUUUCGGCGAACGAAACGAUUAUGAACCAGCCGCAGGAUGACCCCGUGUUGCAGAAGCUUGUCGCGAGGCAUAUUGCUACAGCGGUUGGUGCGUGUGACGGCGGCUCUUGGGUUGUGAGGGAAGUGUCGAGAAAGCCCCAUGGAUGGACGUUCACCUAUAUCUGCAAGCACUCGACACAGGCGUGGCUUCGCCAGAACGCAAAGAGUGUGCAGAAUAUCAUUGUCUGCGACUAUAGCGCGAAGGAAUUAGACCCUAUCUCUGCAAGUCGGCCCGCAUUUGACUGCCGAGGGGCUUUGAUUAUCUCGUUUUCUAGAAGUUCUCGAAAUAUCACGAUUAAAUACAAUCAUACUCCCUUCCAUAAGACUGUCGCCGAACUUCUCGUACUCUUCGCGCCGCCGCCUCGACCCACUGCUCCCGCUGUCGUUCCAACACCAAAGAGCGCCAAACCUAGCCGCAAGAGAGAUGCUCCUAACGGUUCCGAGGAUGGAAGCGCAAGGAAGAGGCCCCGGACAAAGAAGAGUAACGGCACUGCAGCUAGUGGUGAGCAAGGGUUACCCGAUGCGGAUGGCUCUACGCUGGAGAUCACCAUGCUUGAUGCAUCGACGCUCAGUACUCCUGGAGGUGAAGCCGCUGGUGAGGGUUCUGCGAGGCCAAGGCCAAAGAAGAAGAGAGCCCCGAGGCCCUCGAAGAAGAAGGUGAAUGAGCAGUCCGGUGAUACAGCAUCCGCAGCCAAUGAUCAGACUCCAAAUGAAACGGUGCCCGGGGCGGCGACUACGAUGAUGACACAGAUCAACGUUGAUCCGGAGGAGGCAGAACGAAGACAUCAGAGGGCCAUUGAGCUUCUACAGGGUGCUGGAAUUGAUCCCAAUACACUAUCGUCCGAUCAGUUCAAUAUCUUUGCGAACCAAUCUCCCGCACUGCAGCAGGAGUCGCUAACGAUGUUGAUCCAAUAUGGUGCCGAGAGAUUAAGAAUCGUGCAUCCGAAUAAGGAUUCCUCAGCGGCGACCCAGAAUUCUCCAGCUGCUGAGCCAGCAGCCCAAGCUAGCGAAGCUGAUGAAUCCGCGUUGGGGGAUACUUCCUUGCCUCAAGAAACUCAAUCGACUCCCGGCGCUAAGACAGCCGGCAAACAGCGGUUGACGCGUGGGUCUUGCUCAAAUUGCAAGGGCAAAAACAAAUGCGGCAAAGAAAAGCCGGCAUGCCGAAACUGCAUCGAUGCAGGUGACGAAUGUGUCUACCCCCUUCAGAAGGCCAGACCCGCGAAGCCGAAGUCGGCUGCCACCAUGAUCGAGGACGCAGAUGUGGAGGUGGAGGCGGACAUAGACGCAGAAGUUGAAGCCGAGACUUCGCAUGUGCCUGGGGAGGAUGUCAUGACGCCCCAUGACCUGGACAACGACCCGCAAGCCAUCAUUACUGAUACUCCUCAGCCUCAUUUUAUCCAGCCUUCGAAUAGCUUAGGCGUUGGCUCGACCACUCAACAGGACGGUCAGAAUGUCCCAGUCCAUCCAUAUCCCGAGUUCGUUUCUCAACUGUCCCAGCCUCCUGAACCAACUUCAACUCCAGCACCAGUUGUUGCCCCAUCGAUGGCCCAAGAGCCCACCGAGGCUAAGAAGAAGAAGAGGCGCCGUACCUUACCCUCGGCGCCCAUAAACAAGAGGAAGAACGACCACAUUCCCCUCGCUCUCCCAGAAUCUCCAGCCACCAGCGCUUGGGGAACGGCCACCGUCAAUCCCUCAACGUUGAUGAAUCCGUCCGGCGGAACCAAUCAAACGACCACGACCACGACUCCGACCAGCACGUCGCAAUCCUAUCUGAACACCCAACAUGUAGCUGCGGCUACGCAUGCCAUUCUCCAAGAAGAGAACAGAAGGUCGUCGACCCAUGCAGCCCAGAAAUCUCAGACCGGACGAUCUCCGUACCAAGUUACAGCACCAGCUCCUAGGGCCAAGUCACGGCAAAGCAACCGCGCUCAGAGCCGUACUCCCGUUCCGGAGAGAGCGCCAUCCCGCGCGUCCAAUACAUCUGCCCUGCAGUAUCAACAGCAAACGCAGCCGCGAGCACAGCAGCAAGCUGUGACGGGAGCGACUGCAAUAAUGGGAGUAGGUGUAGAUUCUUCCGCGCGCCAGAACAGUGGUAGUUCUCGUACGGCGCAAACGACUACGAGGAGUCCAGAUGUUGCGACGUAUAAUGCGGCUCCCUCAAUGAGUGGGCUGGGAAACUUUAACUAUACGGAAUUUCCUUCGCAGACGCAGAACGAAAGCGACCAGACGAGUCACCGCAUCGCCUACGAGCCGUACUCUAAUCAUCCUACGGCGGCUUCAGCGAAUAACCAGUCGUACACGUAUGAUAAUUCCAAUCGCUCGUCGACAUCCAACGCCACCGGACUGUCCUCGUCUGCAACCCAGUCGAGGACGACGGGCUACUCCGCCUCCACUUCUACCUCAGCAUCACAUUGGGGUCAACAGCAAAUGACCAACACGAACAGCACAGUCCCAUCCACCCCUUCGACCUCAUCGUACUCCCAACCCUCUCUUACCGCCCCAGUCUCGUCGUACUCUCAACCAUCUCUCACUACCUCGGCGUCGUCGCAGAAUUACUUUAACCUCCGUGACAGUAGUAGCACGACCACCACUACCACUACACAUGGACCCUCGAACCCCUAUACCCAGAAAGCCCCGCAGCAGUCGCGGCAACAAUACCCAACAUACAAUCCCCAACCAGCAAAACAAGCGCAGAUGGCGAAGCAGUCCGUGCAGCAGCAGCGUCGCCAAAACACACACCAACAACAACACCAGCAACUACAGACGCAGACACAGACCCAAAACCACCAUCAGCAGCGGACCCAACAGAACUGGUACGGCUUCGACUCCUCCGCCACGACAUCGUCGGCGCAGAACAACUAUCGAUCAGCCCGCGAUAGCCACUCGGGUUACGUCGGCGCCGGGUCAUACCAGCACCACCAUAAUUCCCUCAACCUGCCGAACCAUGGGGGUUCGUACGGGGGUGCUGAUAACGAUCCGCUUAUUGAUUUGCUGGGCGCGUCCGUUCACCACCGCCACUAG